UAACGUGCUGUAGCUGUGAGGGAGCCCAGGAAAUACAAAUAAUGGAGGAAAAGAGGGAAUUCUUGACGGUCAGGUUUGGAGAAGAUCACUGAAAAGUCAACUGGAUUCAUCCUUUAGGUUACCUUUGAUAGGCGACACUGGGAGCCAUGGAUUCAUGGCUGGUGCAGAGAGAUGAAUGUACGUGAGUACACUGAGACUUCCUCUUUAUUUUAAAGAGUGAAUCUGGAUUCUUUUUUGAUUAACAAACUAUGGGCCAAGGACACAGUGGCACAGAAAAAGAAGUGGCUCUGAAGAACAUCCAGGGACUCUACCGUAAGUUUGCAGACGAAUGCCCAAGUGGAAACCUGCACUUACAUGAAUUUAAGAAGAUCUUUGGGGUCACCAGCAAAUCCACAGAGGAAGAAUCUGCUUAUAUGGAUAAUGUGUUUCGAUCCAUUGAUACUAAUAAGGACGGUCAUAUAGACUUCUUGGAGUAUGUAGCAGUGGUUCAUCUUGUUCUUCGUGGAAAAUUGGAGGACAAGCUGCGAUGGUCUUUCAAAGUUUAUGACCGGGAUGGAAACGGCUGCCUGGAGAGACAUGAAAUCGUGACCAUUCUUAGAAUAAUCCACAAGAUAAAGCAACACAACAACCCGAGUGUCAGUGACAUAAAUGUUGAUGAAGUUUGUGACAGAAUAUUUGAGCUGUUGGACAAGAACGGAGACAGUGAGAUUUCUUUAGAGGAAUUUGUCGAGGGUGCUGAGAAGGACCCGUGGGUGCUGGAGCAGCUCAGACUGGACAUCGGGCCUUGUGAUUGGUUCAAUCAGAAGCAUGAGAAAACCUGACUUUAAAUGUGCAGUCAUUAUGAAUGACUGGACAUAAAGAGACAGUGAUAACUGGCCUUAGUAUUUUCUAAGUACCUUUUUUACCCAGGAGAACACUUAAAUUUUUUACUCAUGUUUGGAGGUUUUUGCUAUUCAAGGUCAUUUGUCCUUGUGGGUUUUUAUAAUCUGAGAGAGUUCAGAUUAAGUGUAAUCUCAAGGGAUGUUUUUUUUAUAGGGCAUCUUAAUCUUUCACUGUGGUUUCAUUUUCUUAAUGAAAGAGCGUAAUAACCUCACUCCUCUAAUGUUCUUUAUUUCACAUCCUGGAACCUCUGAAUGGAGACUAAACCUGACUGUGAUAUGACCCUAAACUUCUACAGCCAAGCAGUUCUCAUCAGUUUAUCUGUGGAUCAACACUUCUGCAAAUUAGACAGAUUUAUCUGGAUAAAUCCAUCAUCAAACACAGCAAAAACUUAAAACAAAGAGAGGGUAUUGCUCUAAUUUUCUUUCAUGAAUAUCUCAUUCAAAGAAAUGUAAGCAUAAAGCAGAACUGUGCAUCGUGACUGGUCUCACAAUUCAAUGGUUAUCAUGCAAACGAUUCGAUUUAAUUUGAUAUCAGGAUUCAUCAGGAUAGGUUGCAUCCUCAAUUUUCUAGAUUACUGGUACUUAUUAUCAGUGCAGGCAAAAUGUCAAAUAAAUACAAACUCCCUACGUCUAUGUAAAUUCCCUUACAUUGUAAGUCUAAGUAGAUAAUUGAUACAUUCUACUAUAAAUCCUCGAAUAACCAUCAGAGCCUACAUUUCUUUGGUUAAGAAGGGGCAAAGCCUUAACAUGAAGCCUAACAGCCGAAUGAAGGUCUGUGGGCAGUCAACCACAGACUUGCAGGUAACAUGCAACCUAAUUCCCAAAAAAACUGACACAUUUUACUAUUUCAUGAAAAAUAUUAGCUCAUUUUAAAUUUGAUGGCAGCAACACAUCUCAAAAAAGUAGGGACAGGGCAACAAAAGGCUGGAAAGUAAAUGGUACUAAUGAAAAACAGCUGGUGGAGCAUUUUACACCAAAUUAGGUCAGAAACACGACUGGGUAUAAAAGGAGCGUUUUAGAGAGGCAGAGUCAUUAAGAAGCGAAGGUGGGCAGAGGCUCACCAAUCUAUGAGUAAUUGUGGAGCAAAUUCUGACAUUUCACUAAUAGAAAAAAUUUGAAUGAAAAAUCCCACAAAGAAGACCCAGGACUAGAAUCCCACAUGAGACAAGAAUGGGACAACAUUCCUCUCCCAAAACUCUGGCAACUGACCUCCUCGUUUCCCACUUGUUAAAAGAAGAGGGGAUGCUACACAAUGGUAAACAUGGCAGUCCUUACUUUUUUGAGAUGUGUUGCUGCCUUUAAACUUAAAUGAAUUAAUUCUGAAUGACUCCUCUUAUUUCAAGUCAAAAGUUUGCAUUAAAAAGAAAAAGCUGAAAAAUUGAAAGUAUAAUUUAAAGGUUUAGUUGGGUUCUUCUCUUUUCUCCUUAAUUUAUAGGUUUUCUUUUCAAAAACAUUUUUAAAAAUAUCAAAAAUUAUUCUAAGUGCAUAUCAACUUCAGAUAGUCCUGUUAAGAUUUUAAAUAGGUGGCAAACUGCAGGAUAACUUCCUACUGUGAGGGUAAAACAUGCCAGGAAUUUUUGGUAGCCUGCAUGUGGUUAUACAAUAUCUUUAAAUGCAAAUUUAAAAGAAGAAAGGCUGCAUGUGUGAAAAGGGCAAAAAGAUCCAAAUGCUGAUCAUUUUUAAGAAAUAUGUUUGAUGUCAAUACACAGAUUAGUCCAAGCACAUGCUGUAAACCACAGCUUGAAUGUAUUUAAAUGAUAUUUAUACUGUUUAAUCACAAUGUGCCUGGUUGAAAACCCAGAAUAAAUGUCCAUGUGUUGUUUAGAAGGUAAGGUGGGUGAAUGAUAAACAAGCUGCCUGCAGGUAACAGCAGAGGAUGGAUGGUAAU
Molecule: messenger RNA, 2769 nt
Organism: Cheilinus undulatus (humphead wrasse)
Lineage: Eukaryota; Metazoa; Chordata; Actinopteri; Labriformes; Labridae
Product: guanylyl cyclase-activating protein 2-like
Exons: 4
Coding region: 249-821 (190 amino acids)
Biological process (GO): visual perception
Cellular component (GO): photoreceptor inner segment; cone photoreceptor outer segment
Molecular function (GO): calcium sensitive guanylate cyclase activator activity; calcium ion binding
Source: RefSeq, a predicted model, not a curated record